This is a messenger RNA of Camellia sinensis, 5048 nucleotides long. RefSeq names its product aminotransferase ALD1, chloroplastic. NCBI's taxonomy places the organism in Eukaryota, Viridiplantae, Streptophyta, Magnoliopsida, Ericales, Theaceae. The record is from RefSeq and is a predicted model, not a curated record. Gene Ontology annotation, biological process: biosynthetic process. Gene Ontology annotation, molecular function: transaminase activity; pyridoxal phosphate binding.
CAGCCAAAAUUUCCCAACAACUGCACAAUCUUGACUGAAAAAAAUGCCUGUCCGCAACGCCACCCAAAAAACAUGUUGUCCUCUGGCGUGUGUGAAACAUCUUUACCUUUAAAAAAAUGUUGGAUUCAGAGAACAAGUCUUCAAUGGAAAUUUGUUACGUAUAUGCAUUAUGGGUGAUGGGUCUUUACGCGUCCUCAAAGUGGCAUCGACUAAGAAUAACAACCCCUCUGUAUUGGGUUCGUUGAAUUUGAAUCCUUUGUUCUUUCAAUUUUCCAUGUUUUUUUUAAUAUAUAUAUGUACUGAAUAUGCAUAUGAAAAUCGUGGGUUGUUGAUUAAAGUUUGAAAUAAUCUAUUGCAUUGAACCUUCGUUGAUUUCAAAAAAUUGAAAAUUACAGUCCAAGCAUGUUCCGGUACUUCUUGGUUUGAUUUCUUUAUUGACUAAUUUCUGCGUGUUCAAGGGUUUAUAUGUAUCCUAAAUGCUGGGUUUCUUCCCAAAAUUAGUUGUUUUCUGGUAUUGAAGAAUGAUUCUUGUAUAUGUCUGAUUCACAUUGUUUAUUUAUUGAUGUUAGGUGUUUACUUAGAUUGUGAGUCUCAUCAAGAUUACAUUUCAAAUAGUAUGAAGUUCUUUGAUCUUUUCAUGUGAAGCACGCAGUCAAUUUCAUUGUAGUUUCUUCUUAUGCUUGCGGGUGUUAUCUGUUUUGUGUUCUAUAUUAUAUUUCUAGAAUUCGUCAUGGGUUGUGAAGUAGUUAGAUAAAUCAUAUUAGUUAGCAAAUUUGAAACAGUUAAAAUUGAAAGGGGUAUUUUGAUGGUUAACUAAAGGCAGUUACAGAAAGGGUAAUUUGAAAGUGAAAAGUUGUGGAAAAGUGUUCACACCGAGUAAGUUGAACACUUUAUAUAAUAAUACAGAUAUUUUUUCCUAUUUGUCUGGGGAGACUUUGUGCACAGGUCAAAUCGAAUCCGACAAUGCUAGAGACUCAAAAAAAGUGUACAGAAAAUUUUGGUUUAAAUUUGAAAUCUAUGGAUCAAAUUCAUUGCGGGUGAUGCCCAGACCUAUUCAAAUUUGAAUCACAACCAUAAACUUCAUUUUCUAGCCACUUUUCUAUGGGUUUGUAGCUUUUCUGAAUGGAAUUUGUAGGGUGGUAGUAGACUAUUGCUUAUAAUAUAUGCAUUCUAUUAUAUUGUAUCUAAGAAGUAUGGACACAAUACACAAUAAUUCUAAAAAAAAUUAAGAAAUAGACAUGGUGGAAAUAUGGCAAAUUUGAGAUAUGUGUGUGUAUUUUAAGACAUGGCAAGAAACAUAGCAAAAAUUAAGACACACACAUAUGAGAUAUGUGUGUGUAUUUUAUUUUAUUUUUCUCCUGUUUUUUUCUCUCUCUUUAUUCCCAUCUAUUUUACUUGGACUCCAAAUAAGCUUUCUAAAAUUAUUAUUAAAAAAAAUAAAAAGCCCUCUACUACAGUGUCCUGAGGCUUGUCCAAAAACAGGACAUGCGUGUCCUACAAAAAAUUAAUAAUUAAAAAAAUUGACAUGCCACGUGGUACAUUGGACACGUGGACACACUUGUCCCGCCGCGUUAGACACGGACACGGUACCCAUCUUGGAGUGUUGGUGCCUCUUAGAAUUGUAUUUACUUAUUGUCUCUGGGUUUGAAUUCAAUUUCAUUGAAUUUUCAUCAUCUGCAGGUUCGGGGUGAUCAUGUCUUACCAAGUUUAGUAUUCUUUCUAAUUUCAGAGGUCAAAAUACAUGUUCAGUUAACAUUGUUUUUGUGUGGACAGACUUUUUGUGCAUGGGUCAAAUUGAAUUAGUUUGGUAGACUAUUACUUGAAAUUCCAUUUUAGAAGCGAAGUCAUUUUCAUUGUAUUUUCAUCUGCUGCAGCUUGGGUUGAUUUGAUAUCUGUUCAAAGUUUGCAUUAUUUUUCAAGAGCUCAUUUAGCUUAUUUCCUAUUUAUUUCAUUAGAAUUUUUCCAUGGGUCAAAUGCAAUUAGCUGGGUAGACUCUUACUUACAGUUCAUGAAUUAAUUACUUGUUCCUGCUCUUGUAUUUUUGUGUUCGGCAUUUCUGGCAUAGAAAGGGUUGGUGAGUUUGAAUUUUCUUGGAAAUGCUUGUUGUGGUUCUUGGACAUAUUUGGUUUAAAUCUCACCACUUUUUUUCCCAAUUUAGAUGAUAAUAUUUGAUAAGGAUUAUGUGACCUUAUGAGAAGGUACUAGGAAGUUUGACAAGAUUUAUGUAGUUUCGAAGAAACUAUGCAAGCAAGUCUAUGUUUGGUCUGCUGAUUGUUGGAGGGUCACGAGGACAUUUUAUUCUUUGUUUGUGCUUUUUAUGUUUGAUAUAAAACCUGAACCAAGAAAAGUUUUGCUGACUUGUCAAAGGGAAUAGAUAACACCUCUGUAGUUCAUUGAGCAAUCAAUACCUUGAUUUGUAAUAUCUGUUCUUAAUGUGUGGCUUAGUGUUCUCAAGCUGCCUUGCUGAACAAUGAUUUGAUCGGAUUGAAUCUUUUUUUAUAAAUACAGUUGCAUAUGAUGUUAAACUAAAAAUAAAAUAAAAUAUUAGGAAAAACUCUAAUUUUCAGCACUGAUCUGUCUUACCUCAUUCUUGAAUAGAAAAUUGAUUUACCUUGCAGGUCUAGAAAAAUGAAAUGAAUUGUUUCAAGGCCAACCCUAACUGAUUUAUUUUUUUUAAAGAAUGAAAUUCACUUUUUUGAUCCAUUCACACCUACCAAUUCGACAUGGAUUCAAGUUGUUUUAUGGAAUCAUGGAUUCGAGGAUUUCAAAUAUUACAAGCAGGGUUCGUUUUUCCUUUUGGUCCUUUUAAAGUACGUAUAAUAUGAAGGACUUGUAUCAACAUAUGUAUUAGUCCUGAAAAAGGUAGUAGCUAGGAAAGAACCUCCUUUAAUUUUCCAUGCAUUGCAGAAGUCAAAUAGGGUCACAGAGAGAAAAAUGUGGAACAACCAAGAAAUUAGGUAGAUUUGUGGAAAAUGGACUUGUUAUGUUUUAAUUUAACAUGUAGAGGUGCAUGAACGCAUUGGUCUGACAGACAACUAUUAUCUAGAAUUAAAACCCUGAAAAUUGACAGAUGGUGUGAACCGAUGGAUUUCACACGUGUUUCGAUCCAAGGACCAACUAAUGCCGAAAGUAGAGCAUACUUCACUUCUUUUGACAUUUUAGAUGGAUCCAAGUUGAGGAUGACACAUGCUUCUUAGUGAUACACUGUGAAAUGAGACUAUAUAUUUGUCGGCAUAGAGAGCAUUAUUAUUACUACUCAUCUCACAUCAAAAAAAGAACUUUAGGAGGAGUGUCAUUGAAGCAAGAAAUUUAACCAAAAGAUGUUCAAGGUUUCAACUUGCAGUUUUAUGCCUUAUCCAAAUUUCUUGCAACCUAGGGCUAGCUUGAAAGGCCAAAAGGAUGCAAUCGUCACUGAUCGUUGUACAAAGGUAGCUCGCAAUUUCAACAUGGAAAGGUUGCGAAAUAACUACUUGUUUCCUGAGAUAUCAGCACGUGAACUUGAACACAUUAAGAAGUACCCAAAUGCAGAAGUGAUACGCCUCGGGAUAGGUGACACCACGGAGCCAAUACCAGAUAUAAUAACUUCGGCCAUGUCUGAUUGUGCACGUUCCCUUUCAACGCCUGAUGGUUAUAGAGGGUAUGGAGCUGAGCAAGGAGACAAGGCAUUACGGAAAGCAAUUGCGCAAACAUUCUAUGGAGAUCUAGCAGUAAGAGAUACAGAGGUUUUCGUAUCAGAUGGUUCACAGUGUGAUAUUUCUCGCCUUCAGCUGCUUCUGGGUUCCAAUGUGACAAUUGCUCUACAGGAUCCAUCAUUUCCGGCUUACAUAGAUUCAAGUGUCAUAAUUGGUCAGGCUGGUGAUUUCCAAUAUAAAACUGGGAAGUAUCGGAACAUUGAGUACAUGAAAUGUGGGCCUAAGAAUAAUUUCUUUCCUGAUUUGUCAAACACUUCUAGAACAGACAUCAUUUUCUUCUGCUCUCCGAAUAAUCCAACUGGCCACGCUGCAUCAAGGGAGCAAUUAGAGCAACUCGUGGAAUUUGCCAGGGAAAAUGGAUCAAUCAUUGUAUACGACUCUGCUUAUGCUGCUUACAUCACAGAUAAAAGUCCUCGAUCAAUAUAUGAAAUUCCUGGAGCCAGAGAAGUUGCAAUUGAAGUUUCAUCGUUCUCCAAAAGUGCUGGAUUCACUGGUGUCCGUCUUGGUUGGACUGUGGUACCCGAGGAGCUCUUGUUUUCAAGUGGGUUUCCUGUCGUAAAUGAUUUCAAUCGCAUCAUAUGCACCUGCUUUAAUGGCGCUUCCAUCAUAGCUCAGGCUGGUGGGUUAGCAUGUCUCUCCCCGGAGGGUUACAAGGCAAUGCUCUCUGUGGUAGACUACUACAAGGAGAAUGCUCAAAUACUGCUCGACACUUUCGCUUCUUUAGGCUUGAAGGCAUAUGGUGGUGUAAAUGCACCAUAUGUUUGGGUUCAUUUUCCAGGUUCAAGAUCUUGGGAUGUUUUCAGUGAGAUUCUCGAAAAGACACACAUAAUUACGGUUCCGGGAAGUGGGUUUGGUCCACGAGGCGAAGAGUUUAUUAGGGUUACAACCUUUGGACGCAGAGAAACCAUCCUGGAAGCCUCAGCAAGGCUAAAGAGCCUUUUUCCAUAGACAAAUGUUUCAUCUUUCUAUUAAUUUCUCACAUCUAUGUUAAAAUAAAGCAAAUUGAGGUUCAUAGACUGACCCCAAUUUUGAUGUUUGUGUUUGUAAAAUUUCAUUGAGCUAUAAUAAAAGUAAGCUAAAUAAUUUCAGGCAUAUAUAUACAGUUCUGUGAAUCUGAGGAAAAUUUAGAGUUUGUUGUUGAAUGGGACUCUCAUGGCCCCAAGUUCUCAUAGGCCUUUGUGUUGUGUUCCCUAUACUCCUGUUGACAUCCCAAUGCGAGAAAGAUGCAUUUUCCCCCCUCCCCCGCCCUAGGAUUUGUAACGUGACGGUCAUUGUGAUUAGGUUGAUUGAUUGAUCAACCUCACCAAUCCGGGGUUUUUUUUCAUAUCAGAAGAGCAACAUGACCCAUGCUUUACA